UAAACCCCACCAAAGAUUAGACCUUUCCUGUUCAUAAUGAUCGUCUUCAUCUCGUAUGUUAUACCGCUCGGUGUUGAUGUACCGUACCUAGCAGGGAAUCCCUCUGAUAAAUUCAGUCUUCAGAAUUUUACGGCUGUACACUUUGUACUCCUGUCACGAAGUCCAGUGAAGUGAAGGCCCAGUUCCUCUCGUCCCCUGCCACCUCCACCGCAAUCACCGGAGGCGGAGGCGACGCCGGCGAGCACUCAGCGCCCUCGGGUCACCGCCUGCAUCGUCGUGAUCCGACCAACGUCUCCCGGGCAGGCUCCCCAGUGACUCCCGCGAUCGUGUCUCCGCCGGACGCGGCUCUAUAGAAGAAAGUCUCGAGGAACAGGAGUGAAGCCCCUGGUUGCGGGUUGGGGCAUCAAGGAUGAGCGGGAGGAAGAAUGCCGGCAAGGCCUCCCCCUGCCUGCUCAUCCUCAUCUCCUUCGGCUGCUUCUUCCUGACCUACAACUUCCUCACGACGCUGGGCCGCGGCCGGGGCCUGGACGGCCCGCGCAAGUUUCUCGGCGGCGGCGAUCGGGACGCUGCUGUCUCCGGGUCGGAUCCGGCGAAGAGGUUCCACGUCGCGCUGACGGCGACGGACGCGCUGUACAGUCAGUGGCAGUCGCGGAUUAUGCACUACUGGUACAAGGAGAUGAGGGGCCGGCCUGGGUCGGACAUGGGCGGCUUCACAAGGAUCCUUCACUCGGGGAAGCCGGACGGGCUGAUGGAUGAGAUACCCACCUUAGUGGUAGACCCCCUUCCUGAGGGCAAGGAUCAGGGUUACAUUGUCUUAAAUAGGCCUUGGGCAUUUGUCCAAUGGCUGCAGAAAGCAAAGAUCGUGGAGGACUAUAUACUUAUGGCGGAACCAGAUCACAUCUUUGUGAGGCCUUUGCCAAACUUAGCCCAUGGUGAUGAACCAGCAGCAUUUCCAUUUUUCUACAUCAAACCAACCGAGAAUGAGAAGAUAUUAAGGAAGUUCUUUCCAGAAGAGAAAGGUCCUGUCUCAAAAAUCGAUCCUAUUGGCAACUCUCCGGUGAUCAUCAAGAAGGCCCAGCUUGAGAAGAUUGCUCCAACCUGGAUGAAUGUUUCGUUAAAAAUGAAAGAGGAUCAGGAGACAGACAAAGCUUUUGGAUGGGUCUUGGAAAUGUAUGCAUAUGCUGUUGCUAGUGCGUUGCAUGGUGUGCACCACAGUCUUCGUAAAGAUUUUAUGAUUCAGCCUCCUUGGGACCUGAAAUCGAACAGUACAUUCAUCAUCCAUUACACGUAUGGAUGUGACUACACAAUGAAGGGUCAGCUAACUUAUGGGAAAAUUGGGGAAUGGCGAUUUGACAAAAGAUCUUAUCUUCGAACACCACCACCAAGAAAUCUUACACUACCUCCUCCAGGAGUUCCUGAAAGUGUGGUCACCCUUGUAAAGAUGGUCAAUGAGGCCACUUCAAACAUUCCAGAGUGGGAUGACGAGAGAUAAUUGAUGGUAUUGCUGAAUUAGGUUUUUGUUGGACAACAUCGAGGAAUAUCAUUGGUCAGUAAAAAGAAGAGCAUUCAAUUCAUAUCUCUAAAGUGGAGGACCGUGGCCAAUAUCUAAAACUUAACGUAGGAUUAGUAUCUGGGAAGAAAACGAUCGCAGUCUUUUUGAUCUAGUCGAGUCGGUUCGUUUUUGUACUGUAAAGCAGAAAUAUAGGCUUUUGGCUGCUCCCCUGGCUCAUUUCAUUGUAUUGUAAAGCAGAAAUGUAGUUUAGAGUCCUUCAAUUCAUAAUCAUUGGAGGUUUAUUAGUAGCCUUCUGGGGGAAAAAAGUUCUGCUGGGUACUGAACAUCCUGCUGAGUUCUGAUUGCUGAGUGCUAACACUGAAAAUCACUAAAAGCUUUCAAAAAUAAUCUAAUGUUGUUUUCGUAUUUUCUCUUUCUAGUGACACGGUAAUAUAUUUUUAUCUGUAACUGCAUACAAAUAAUUGAUAAUCAGAUUUUCGCUUUCGUA
This is a messenger RNA of Phragmites australis (common reed), 2000 nucleotides long. Its product is annotated as hydroxyproline O-arabinosyltransferase NOD3-like. Bases 410 to 1492 code for a protein of 360 amino acids. The record is from RefSeq and is a predicted model, not a curated record. The transcript is spliced from 9 exons. Lineage: Eukaryota; Viridiplantae; Streptophyta; Magnoliopsida; Poales; Poaceae. Gene Ontology annotation, molecular function: glycosyltransferase activity.